GCCUCCAACACAACAGAGGGCGCUACAGGGAGUGCGUCACAUUUCCGGUGGCGUCUGAUUGGUCGAUUCAUGCGCUCUGUUGAAGGCGGUUUGUUUGGAAUGUUUUUAGACUGUCGCCGUGGAUGCUUCGCGGAGCUUACACUUUAACAUCAAGACAAAGGUUAGAGAUCGAUAACUAUCCGAGAAAGAAUGGAUGACUCUACGAAACGCCUACUGCAGCGACUCAUUCGGCGGAUACCGGCCCAAACGCUCAGAACAACGCUGGAGAAGUGGGGCCGUUUGACCGCGGCCCAGCAGAGGUCCAUGGAUUUCACUCAGCCAAAAUGGGCGUUAUCGGAAAAGUUAUUAGCCAUCUGCGAGGAAAAUGGGUUCACAGCUAAACACAUCACAGAGCUUGAGAUGACAAAUGUGAUUGACAAUCCAAACCAGGGGAUGUGGUAUGCCUUCCAGCUCAUGGACCCUGAAGACGAUGCUAACUCUAUAGAGCUGACACAGUUCAAGGAACAAUUCAAAUCUCACCUCAGGGAGCUCGUGAGACCUGUGUCCAUCAAAAUUAAGAAGCACACCGACGAAGCUGUAUGGAUUCGGAUUGCAUGGGGAGACAGCUUCUCUCGGCCCAACCACCUGAAACCAACUUAUGUUGUUCACUACCUUCAAACCCCUUAUGUCUUUGUGACCAGCCUGACUUCCAAGCAAAAGCCCCUGUUGUCACAGGCUUUGGUUCUGUCAGCCAGACAUCGAGCUAUCAAGGAUGCUAACCUCAGUGGACGGAAACUCACUGCCAUUAGGGACCUACUGAUGAGGAAAUAUCAACAGGCGUUCCCCACUAUGUAUCCCAGCCCUCUUGGAGAAAGGAACCAAGUUGUCUCAAACCCACACAUAGAAAAAGAACAAGCUGAGCCUGCAGCAAACAGACUUCAGAUGGCCUGUGAGGCCUUUGGUGAUGGGACGUUACCUCAACUUCAGACUGUAGUUUACAAGCUGGAAACAAAAUUCAGAGAUCACACCAACAAGACGAUGACAGAGCGGGAGGAGCCUUUCAACUGUGUUGUCAAAUUUGCAAGCACCAACCUCCUGGAGUCACUCAGACACUGUGCAUCUUCAGGAGGGCACAUGCGUACUCUAUCAUGGACAUCUCAUGGUGGGUGCACUGGAGGAAUUGCCUCCACUCCUGUUACACCUUUGCUUUCAUCUAUUCUCCAGAAAGGAAGGAAUUAUUUUGUCAUCACAGACAAUGGCUCUGGUCCCUCCACACAAACACGACAACCACAGACCUGAUGGGUAACAGACCCUUUGAUUUAAAGGACUCAGUGUGGCCCUCUUUUAUUUCUGUUUCAUCCAGUCCACACAUCUCUCCCUUUUACCAUUCUAUCAUUGAUGUCCUUGAUAACAUGUCUUUCGAAGAGUCAUGGCUUCCUGGCCUCUGACGCUGAGUUAAGAUUCUAAUAAUGUCCUCUUCUGUCUUAAUGUGUUUUUAGUUACACAUUUGUCAGUCAUUUUCAAUAGAUAGUUAUUUUAUCCUCCUCUGUUUGUAAAUAUGAUACUGUUUUUAAGUCCAACUUGAAUAUAAAAGAAUGUUUUUUUAAUAUUCCUGAA
This is a messenger RNA of Acanthopagrus latus (yellowfin seabream), 1596 nucleotides long. It is a transcript of the gene cenpn, whose product is annotated as centromere protein N. Gene Ontology annotation, biological process: chromosome segregation; CENP-A containing chromatin assembly. Lineage: Eukaryota; Metazoa; Chordata; Actinopteri; Spariformes; Sparidae. The record is from RefSeq and is a predicted model, not a curated record. Bases 190 to 1278 code for a protein of 362 amino acids. The transcript is spliced from 11 exons.